Triticum aestivum (bread wheat) is the source of this 1069-nucleotide messenger RNA. RefSeq lists its product as uncharacterized. Lineage: Eukaryota; Viridiplantae; Streptophyta; Magnoliopsida; Poales; Poaceae. The record is from RefSeq and is a predicted model, not a curated record. Bases 299 to 799 code for a protein of 166 amino acids. The transcript has 2 exons.
AAAGCACCCAUGCCGAUUACCCGGCGCCCCCGAUUAAUUAGCGAGGACUUUAUAUUAGGCGCACGGCGCGAGGUGGCGCGACGGGGGGCGCCGGACGACAAAGUGCUGCUAGUACUACUAGUACUCCCCGUCCGUCGGCUCGGCCCGAUCAGCUCGCCACCAGCAAGCAACCGCUCUUUUUAGUCCCCACUCGCUCCACGAUCCCUCCCCCACUCCGGCCGGCCACGCGCAAAGCGAAACGCUCCCCGACUCCGGCCAAGAGCUCCAGCGCCGCCGCCGCCGACCGUCGUUCGUCCAUAUGGUGAGGUCCAACUCCAUCGACAGCUGCUACUCCUCCAUCCAGGACGUCACCUACAGCUGCGGGUACUGCGGCUACGCGCUGAACCUGAGCUCGGCGGCGCGGAACACGGCCAACAUCGGCUCCAAGUACGGCAAGCAGAUCAGGAAGAAGGGCAUCGUGGCCUUCGUCGCCGUCGACGAGACGCGCUUCACGCAGGCCGACGAGGUCACCUGCGCGCCCCGCCUCCGCCCCUGGACCUGGCGCCUCUUCCGGCGGAGGUCGCGCCUGCUCUGCGGCAAGUGCGGCGGCCGCAUCGGCGCCGCCUACGAGGUCGACGAGGAGGACGAGGACCCCGCCGGCCUCUCCGCGUGCGGCGGCUCGGACGACGACGACGACGACCUGCGGACGAGCCCGGGCGAUGAUGUCGGCGCGUCCAGAAGGAGGAACUACCUGAUCAGGAUCGGCGCGCUGCAGCCCUCGACGGACGAUCCUCCUCCUGCCGAUCCCUUCUCUCUAUGAUAUGAUAUGAUAUUGAUAUGACACACCGCUGCUGAAUUUUGUUCCUUUGUUCAUAGUGGAAGACGACCCGAGAGCUUGAUGUGUGUAAGUUGAUCCUGCUAUAGUUUUUGUGUCCUGGUAAUGGAGUGAGCCAUGGUUGCAAUUUUGAGCCACCUAGUAUUUGUCAAUGGCUUAAUUCUAGCUUUCUGUGUGGGUUUUUGCUCUCUUGAUAUCUAAAUUAUGGGUUCUGUUUUGAUUAUCCACAGAUAAAUAUAUUUCAGUUUGUCAUCA